Messenger RNA from Strigops habroptila (Kakapo), 2671 nucleotides. It is a transcript of the gene PSMG1, whose product is annotated as proteasome assembly chaperone 1. The transcript has 7 exons. NCBI's taxonomy places the organism in Eukaryota, Metazoa, Chordata, Aves, Psittaciformes, Psittacidae. The coding region runs from base 40 to 906 and encodes 288 amino acids. Gene Ontology annotation, cellular component: endoplasmic reticulum. Gene Ontology annotation, molecular function: proteasome binding. The record is from RefSeq and is a predicted model, not a curated record. Gene Ontology annotation, biological process: proteasome core complex assembly.
GCUGUGCCGCGCAGGCGCGCUGCCCGCGCAGUUGCAGCUAUGGCGACCUUCUUCGGGGAGGUGGUCGUGGCGCCGUCCCGCGCCGGCGUGGACGAUGAGGAGUCGGCGGAGGAGGGGUGUGAGGAGACGCCCGAGGACCGGGAGAUCCGCAGGGAGCUGGAGAAGAAAAGGGAGAUCGACGUCCGCUGGACCUUGAAGUCGGACGUGCUUCCGGAGAGCUCUGCCGACGAGCUGUUUGUCUGCUCUAAACUUAUACUUGCAAUAGGACAUAAUGCUGCAGCUUUCUUGUCUUCUUUUAUUCUGGAUUCUGUAUGUUGGGAAGUAGUUGGAGCUGUGAAGCUGUGGAAUGAGUGGUGUCGAACAUCUAGCACAACAAAUGUCCUCCCAACAGAUUCUUUUUGCUUGUUUUACCGAUUAAUAUCAGAUCCAACAGUUUGGUUGUGCCAGUGCAGUUGUUACGUGGCUGAGGAUCAGCAGUUCCAGUGGCUUGAAAAGGUUUUUGGCCGUAUGCGAAAGGAGGGCUUGCAAGUAACCAUUCUUUCAACGUGUCCUGUAGCUGAUUACAAAACUCAGGAAUCCACUUUAACACUUCCAUCUCCCUUUCUGAAAGCCUUGAAGACAAAAGAAUUCAAAGAGCAGGUCUGCUGCCCACUGCUGGAACAGCCCAACAUUGUGCGAGAUCUUCCUGCUGCUGUUUUGAGUUAUUGUCAAGUGUGGCAGAUUCCUGCAGUGUUGUAUCAGUGUUACACUGAUAUCAUCAAACUGGACACUGUGACAAUUGAAGCGUUCAGGCCUCUGCUUUCUUCUAAAGUCCUGAAGAGUUUAGUCAAGGAUGUAUCUGAAAGCACGAAGAUCUUGAAGAAGUUACUGAUAACCAAUGAAAGUCACAAUAAUAUCUAUAUCUAAAGAGGAUAUUUAUGAUGCAGACUGCACUUUCAUAAACUCCAGUUUCUUCUGUCUACAGAAGAACAUUUUGGAAUUGUAGUUGUUUCCUUAAAAAUGGAAUAAAUUCCAGUAGACUUUUUUACUUCUGCACUCAUUUUUAUUACUUUCAAAUUCAUCACUACAAACACAUAUAUUUCUUUUGCAUGCUUGGGAGAUUUUCUGCUGGAGCAAUUUUAGGAAAGAUACCUUGAAUGUAAAAAAACCUUCUUUUUCUCCUCCUAAAGGGAUUGUCUUGUCUAAAUGUAUACCUUUUAAAUAUAAAAGAGGAAAUCCAGUUAAGGAAUUCUGUCCAAUUCUAAUGAGAACACGUAUUUUUUACUUCAAUUUGAGACACAAAAAUUUUACUAAUACUCAGUCCUCUUUAGAGAUUUUUCUGUGAUGAAGAAAACAUACUCCGCAUCUUUUUACAUACAUCUGUAUAUGUAAUUUUGCUUGUAUGUAUGAAUGAUACAUAUGUGUGUGGACAUUUUUUUAAUACAUGUGCUGAUAUAAAAUUAAAAAUGGUAAAUGCCUUUAAAAAACUUACUAGUGGAAAGUAAGCUUGCUUGACAAGUUAGUAGGAGGCAGGAAUGUGGAGCUGUUUUGAACUUCAUGGGACUUGGAUUCACUGAGUAGAUCAUCACUGGUGUUCAGGAUGCUUCUGCUUCCUGCAGCUCUGGCAGACAGAGGGAUGUGCCCACAUUCAGAUGCUGUAGCUCCCAUCUGCAGAGCCUUGCUGAGGGCCUUGUUGGCAGCUUCAGCCUCAGACCUUGAACAGGAGCUGUAAAGGCACAGGAGCAUUCCCUGCUGUUGGAUCUCUCUCAGUGGUGGGAACCUCUCCUGGUGAAAUGGGGUGGUAGGCUUGCAAGCUGCUUCAGCUGGACUUGCCAGGGCAAACUGAUUUAAUCUAUCGCUUUAAAAGUCCUUGUUUCUGGCAACAGUAGGAAUAGGAUCUCUUAUGCAGAGUAUGUAGUAGGAAAGCAAAAGCUCAAGUUUUACAGUUUCUCAAAAAAGUCUCUGAAUGUUGGUAGCCAUUUCAGCAGCGUAUUUAAAAUAUUAGGAUUGGCAUGCAGUUCUGACUUGUAUGUAUCCUCUGUUUAACAUUUUUCUUAAGAAAAUGGUGUUAAAGAGAGUAUUUCUGUUGCUACCAGGUAAUUUCCUGGUGGUGUCACUGCAGAGAGAUCUUUAAACUGCAUGUCACUUAUCCUUUCGGAGCAGAAGGGUAACAAAGUUCUCUACUAAGUUUAACUUUGACUUACAUUAGAUGUCCAGUGGACAUUUUUGAACAGUGUAUUCCUGCAACAGAAAUGUCAUCCCUUUAAGUUUGAAAGUGGUCAGCUUAGUCAACAUCCACUGAAGCAGGUAACCCCAGGCUCCAGUAGGCCCACUGUACACUAUCACAGUUUCAGUGGGAGUAGAAUGUUCUUGAUGUGGAGAUCAAGUUGCAUAUCAGUUAAGACAUUGCUUUAAAAUUCUGUUAGUAUAAUUACAGAUAAGCAGCUGUUGCUUUAAGUGGUACUGUAUUUUGGAAGAAAAUGAAGUGUGACAUGCAGGACAUGGUUCCUGCAGUUUGGUUAUUUUGGGUUUUUUCCCAUUUCUGUGCAGCAUUUGAAUUAAAAUCUGUUUGUAUGCGUGAUAUGAGCUGAGAAUUCUGUUGCUUUGAAAGAGUUGUAUGUUUCCUGCACCGUUUUCUUACUUGCAAACUGAACAUGUUUGAUUCAUAAUAAAUAAAGUACAUAAUAAGAAA